Symbiodinium sp. CCMP2592 is the source of this 492-nucleotide messenger RNA. NCBI's taxonomy places the organism in Eukaryota, Dinophyceae, Suessiales, Symbiodiniaceae. The record is from the annotation of a GenBank genome assembly.
AUGUGCUUCGCUUCUCACACGGCAGUGCAGGUGCAGGCUGCCUCCCAGGACCGAGGAGCCCCCGGCACAAAGCCGCGGCCGCGCCGAAGUCACAUCCGCCUCUGCAAGUCCAACGUGGGAAGGCUGACGGCGGCGGCCGUCGCUGCCAUGACAGAGACAACUUGCAGUUCUUCGAAGCGACGCAUCCGGCAGCGCCUUCACAAGAAGUUGGGCUCCAUCCUCACCAAAGCAGAGUUUGCGGAAGCGGUAGAAGUCCUGAAGGACCUGGAAAGGCAAGCGCUGCUGACCAGCCAAGCGUCGGAUGAAAGCAUGGCCAGUUCCUCCAAUCCUGACAGCAGUGAGGCGAGCGCGGGUUGUGAUUCCACUACACGGGAAGACGAGCAUCUCGAGAUGCAAACACGGUUGCUGACGACAGCAAUUCCAGUAGAGAGAACCUUCGUCCACUUCAACACGUCUACCCGACCGGUUCGCAGACGAUCCCACUCUGUGUAG